CCCCCCCCCCAAUCAUCAUCCAACAAAUUGUGUUGUGCCCUGGCACGGCACCAAUCCUGAGUCCUCGCUCCCGGCCGCAGUGCGACAGCUCGUCUCCUCGAACCUGCAUCGUGCCAACGCGGACGUUGCCCGACCUGUCCUUUGUGCCCACCCACCGAUCCUCCGGCCCGUCACGACUGCUCACCUUUCUGCUUUCUUCACGUCCGCUCCGCGAGCGGCGUUCCACACACGUGCAAAUCACGUACCUGCAUCCCACCGUCGCGCAUCUGUGCUUUUGCUCCGCGCCUUCCAAGUCUCGGCGAACUCCAGAACCGUCCCACAAGAGAGGGGAGAGCCUAAGCAGAAACUAUCCGCGGGAAAGGAUUGUUGGCUCCAAUCACGUUUUCCCUUCCCUCAUACAGCUCCAACGAGUCAGUCGUCUUCACCAACCCGCAGCGCCUGUUCCCGUUCGGGCCAUUGCCGCCUUCCACAUCACGCGUCUGCGGCCGUGUUGCCUCCCCUUCGAAUGCAGUCAGUGCUGGACUAGCAUCCCGCCGCGAGCUCACCUCUGGCAGAGCCGGCUGGAUCUCUUAAGAAGAUCGCAAUGGAAUUCGCCGACGAUGAGCUAAUGUUCUCCCGCUUCAGCGUCGUCGACUCGAUGCUCUCCUCGCUCUCCAACAGCCAGCACGACCUGCACACCCACGACAUCUACUCGGCCCAGCCAGGUUUGGCCGCUGCCACGCACAGGCAAGCCCCCGCCGCCAGCAACACCGGCAGACGAAGGGGGCACACUCAAUCCUCGUCCAUGAGCGACUACGACGCCAGCGCCCACGUCGAUGACGUUGCUCGCAGCUACUCCGAAUACCACGCGAGAGGCCGCCACGGCUCCAAGAACCACACGAGGCCGCUGACUGGCAUCAAGACCGCCUCCAAUGCCAACGGCACAGAUCCCUUCAAGCACACACGCGGCGGCGUCACGCGAGGAAGUAGGGGCAGCGGCUCGUCGAGCGUCGAUCUGGGCUACAAGAGCUCGGUUAUGACCUCGCGCGCCAUACCUCACCGCGCCGCCAGCUUCGAUCAUGGCUAUUCGCCCCAGAAGAACUUCUCACACGCACCCGGCAAGGACUCUCCCGUGCCCUUGGACUACACGGCCUUCGACGCUGCACCCACACCCACGGUUCCCGCGGGGCCGAGACGGCCAUCUGAGCCUGUGUCGCCCCUAGUGGGACCAAUGUCGCCCAAUCCGGCCAAGCAGAGGUCGGCUCCGUCGCGUAGGAACAGCAUCAAAUCCACGGCAGGCAAAAGCCUGAAAAAGUCAAAGAGCAGCGCGCCCGUCAGCAGCGACAUUCGCGACCAGGCCAAGCAGUUUGUGCAGUACACGUCCAAUGCACGAAACACGGCACAUCCAAUGCCGGUGCCGCUUCCACCGCAUCAGCAGCAGCAGCAGGCGAGCGGUGCAGCCCCGAGCCCGACAGUGGCCACGAUACGGAAGACGCAACCAGCUGCCCCGGCCCCUCCACCCAAGGAGCAGAAGCCCGGCUUUUUCAGACGAGUCUUUGGAUCGUCCAAGCACGAGAAACAGCCGACACAUCACGAUGAGGUGCAUCGGCCGCCAUCUCCGGCCGCCGUGCGUAAGGCGUCGUUGGAUGCAAAUAAUACCCGACCGCGUACCCAACCUAGCCAGCAGAAUCCGAACAUGCAGUUCAAGACGACGUCGUCCGCGGCCGCGGCAUCUGCGAUGUCGUCGCGACCCCCCACCCAGGAUGCCUCUGGGUCAUCUGGCUACGCACGAGAUCAGGCCCCGCCCCUACCACUGCGGAAGGCGCACUCAUCCUUCUUUAGACGCAGGAAGAAGUCCAUAUCUGAUAAUGCCCCGCCGCCUCCCGUGCCGCCCCUAGAUUUGCCGCUACACAAGAGCGUGGCCGCGCUCAACAUCGCACCGACGCAGAAUAGCCCGGGCGCGUCCAGCCUUCGGGCCGCCAUGACCCCGUACCUGGACCAGACUGCCAGCCCCCAAGACAUGUUCUUCGACAGUCGCGAGCAGCAGUCCGAAAGUCCCGCAGCCACGUACGCCGGUUUCUCGGCCUCCAUUCCUGACGGCCUGCGGCGGACCAGUUCUCGCCAGGGUACGCACACGAGCCUUGUCAGGGCCGUGACUGCCGACAAGCCGUCCUCGCGGACGGUCCAACCAAAUGUUACGGGUAACUUCGAAAACGGCUCGUUUCUGGUGGACACUAGCAGCAAUGAGGCCAUGGACAGCUCGUCGCCUAUCGACCCUGCAGACGAUCUUGGCAUCAUCACCACCAAGCGCAGCAACUCAAAUAGCCAGGUUACGUCCGAUCCUUUUUGGAACCAGAACAAGGGCAAGACAGGCGGCUCCGGCGUGGGGGGUCCCACAACUCGAAAAGCAAACAUCGGCGAGAAGCGGGCAGAGCUCAGCCCCAUUUCCGAUCGCUCUCAACAGCAGCACGAGCAUGUGGACCGGGCGCAUUUCCUGCGCGACAACGCUGCCGACGCGGACGCGGACGACGGCGAUGAUGAUGAUGAUGACGAGGGCAUCGUCAUCUCCGUCAAGCGGCGGGAGAGUGUCCAGAAGAAUGCAAACAAGACGCGCAUGUGGCUCGAUGCCUCGUCUUCGGACGAGAAGCUGGUGGACUCAUUACGCCUACAGCUUCCACUCGAAGGCCCCAAGGCUACGGAGCACCGUCGCCCCUCGCUGUCCAACGAGCAGGGUUCGCCGUCGAGUGAGGGCGAGGUCUACAUGUCAGCAUCGAGCCUGCCUGCGCUACAGGUUGGCGACCGUGAGAUGCGUAUGUCGAGGGAGUACAUCGACGUCGAGACGGCUAAAGCCAUCAUGGCCGACGAUCUGCUUCAAAUCACCCAAUCGGACCGCGAUCGUGCACGUGCCGUGUUCGACGGCGACGAAGAAUUCGUAUCGAAGGCUGGCGCAGCGGCGUGGCUGGGCCAGACGACGCCCCUGAGCACCAGGACGAGAAAGGCCUACAUGGAGCUGUUCGAUUGGCAGGGCAUGAACAUCCUGGCCGCGUUCCGGGAACUGUGCGGACGCCUCGUCGUCAAAGCCGAGUCUCAGCAGCUUGACCGCGUUAUCGAGGCGUUCUCAUCGCGCUGGUGCGAGUGCAACCCCAACCAUGGCUUCAAGGAUCCGGACGUGGUCCACACCAUUACUUUCUCGAUCCUGAUGCUCAAUACGGACCUCCACAUUGCCGAUAUCGACCAGCGCAUGACACGCAGUCAGUUUGUAAAGAACACGCUGCCCACCAUCCGCAGCAUCGCUGACGCCGCCGCCCCCGGCGCCACCGACACCGUCAGGGCCAAGGGAAAGAACGCUAGGGACCAGAUGCUGUUGGACCGUUCGGACGCCCCAGAACCGGAGUCUUCCGCACAGCUGCAGCCGCCGCCGCCAAAGCGACGGCCCUCGCUCGACCUCAAGCGCAACCGGUUAUCCAUCAGACCGCCGGCGCGUAGCGACUCGUAUGACGAGUCUGGUUCGUCUGACGGCUGCAACAUCCUCGUCAAAGCGCCCUGCGCCGGCUCCAUGAAGGAUUGGGAGACGCAAAUCGAGAUUGUUCUGCGAGAGUUCUACAACUCGAUACGCCAACAACGUCUACCCCUUCAUGGACACGGUGCGUCGCCAGCCAACCUCAGCGCGUCAGAGAACUCACAGCAGACGGGACUGACCGUAUCCGGCAACGGGCUUCGUCGCACGCCCAGUGUGCUGUCCAAGGCUCCUUCCGAGAACGCAUCUUAUCGCGGCCGGUCGGGCGAACACAGCCGCUUCAACACAGCCCGCUUUGCGUCCAAGAAUCGGUCGCGGCCACGCGUGUACCCGAACUCGACCGUCGGUUCCAGCAGAACCAGCCUGGACGACAACUCGGUGUGGUCGCCUGCCGCGAGCACGUGGAGCAAGUACUCGCUCAGCAAGACACAGACCUCGACUAUGUCGGUCGAGUCGUUCGGCUCACACUUUGCCCAGCCCGACUACCAAAAGGCUAUUGGCUUCGCCAACGCUCUCAGCCAAGCCAUCAUCCGCGAGGAAGGCAUGAACGGCCCGCCCAUUCCCGACGAUCUCAGCGGCCGCGUCGUGCCUCUGCUCGAUGACGACACGCUCGAACUGAUUGGUCCGCCGUGGGCCAAGGAGGGCAUUGUUAAGCACAAGCACCACCUCGAAUCGCUCGACAAAAAGGCCAAGGACCGCAACUGGGUCGAGUGCUUCGCCGUCAUUGAGAAGGGCUGGAUCAAGCUCUUCUCGUUCACUAGCAGGAACAAGAACACCCGUCAGCGCGCCAAAUCCCGCAGCGCCGGAGCCGGAGGCCCCGCGCUGGUCGGUGGCGGCAACUGGACCGAGAACGCAGAGUUGCUCAGUGAAUUCCUACUGCGUCAGACGAUCGCAAGCGCACUGCCCUUCCCGGGCUACUCCAAGAAUCGACCACAUGUGUUCGCUCUUAGCCUUCCAACGGGCGCCGUGCACCUGUUCCAGGUCGGCACAGCCGAGAUCGUUAAGGAAUUCGUGACGACGGCCAACUACUGGUCCGCGCGGCUCAGCAAGCCGCCCCUCGUUGGCGGCGUCAGCAACAUCGAAUAUGGCUGGGGCGAUAGCGUGUUGAAUCCGGCGUUGAUGCUGCAACGACCCGAGUCAGCGACGCCGGGUCAGACACCUGGUACGUCGUCGUCAAACCACAGCGGUCUCGUGGGUCGCACAAGCAUGAACGCAGCGCCAUCCAGCCCUGUCCGCAGGAGCGACGACGUGGCGUCCGUCGGAUACAGGAUGCGCCUUCCUGGCGACAAGGUUGUCAUCUCAGAUUGGUCGCCGCCGACCCAGAGCAUGAUGGCCAGCCAGCUCAUGGAGGUGGAUCAACUCCGCGAGCUGAGCACGUACGUGGCGAAUGUGGAAGACGAGCUCACGAAGCACAAUGAAUUGCGCCCGCUCAUGGGCAUGGCCUUCUCACCCCGCCACCCCAACGCCGCCAAGGCGAUGGCAAACUGGGAGAAAAAGUCGGCCUAUCUGCUUCGCGAGAUCGUCAAGUUCAAGACGUAUGUGGACAGCCUCAAGGCCGCACAGCAGCAAAAGGAAGUUGUUCUUGCGGAGCGCGAGGCUCGCGCUGCCGAAAAAACGGCACGCGAAGGCGACGAUGCCGAAGACGCAGCAAACCAGCAGAAGCAGCAGGAGGAGGCGAGCACCACCGCCGCGGACGACGCGGAAUCUAGCCCAAACACGACCACCAACACCCCCGUUCCUGCACUUCCCUUUGCAGCGCCACCUGUUCCUCCAAAGACCGCCCAAUCGACCUAGACGUACCAAUUUUUUUUUUUUCCAAUUCUUACUUCUUUUUCGCUCUGCUUAGACGUGAGCUUGGCUAAUGCGGUGUUCUAUUUCUCGUUCGAAUAUACAGACCGCGACGAUAAUGACUGUUAGAACUCCAGUUCGAUCCCGCAGAGGCAAGAAGAGGCGCACGAUGGCCACGAGCGCGCCGCAACCCGGGUCGAUGCGCUUGAUGCGGCUUGACACACCCACGUUGCCGGAGGAGAGGGAAGGCGAAGACUUUGAGACGUACGUUGAGCGCGUGGUGGACUGUGAUCCCUUCUGGAGUAUGGUCAACGCCACGACCGGUCGCACGAGGCGGCGAAGGCGCACUUUUUCGUAAUGCUUUUGAUCGGUGUUUUUUUCUUGUUUUUUUUUUUUUUCAACAAAGCACGCAUAGCAUCGUUGCCACGCAUUCGUGCGUGUGGACGUGUGUGUUUGAUAGAUGCAAGCAAAGAAAGCAAUCUGGUAUAGAUGGGGAAAAAAAGAAAUUAUCGGCAGGUCCAAGGUGGGGGAGUUGUAUUAUUUGUCGGGCAUCAUUUUUUUGGGCGUUUCUUUUUAUGCAUGUCUUCUUACCCAUGUGUUUUACUAUACGCAUGUCUUUUGGCAACCAUGGGAUACAUACUUUGAAAGGGCAGGAUAAGAAGUUGAAUGGAGGCACUAGGUUUGGAGUUCCUCUCGAGAUGGGAAAAUUGGGGCUUCACGGAUUGUGUGUCCUUUGCGACCAUUCUUCCAAGCGCCUUAUUGGGCCUUAACUUUUUUUUUUUCCUUCAUCUUUUGGCCUGUCUUUUUGUUUUCUCUUCUCCCUGUUCUGCCUUUCUGUGUUGGAUUCUUCAUCGUUUGCUCUGGCUAUAUACCCACAAUGCC
Molecule: messenger RNA, 6166 nt
Organism: Verruconis gallopava
Lineage: Eukaryota; Fungi; Ascomycota; Dothideomycetes; Venturiales; Sympoventuriaceae
Exons: 2
Coding region: 584-5290 (1568 amino acids)
Biological process (GO): regulation of ARF protein signal transduction
Molecular function (GO): guanyl-nucleotide exchange factor activity
Source: RefSeq, a predicted model, not a curated record